ACGCUACUGUAAAGUAGAUUGUGACGAGAAAUGUCAAGCUUUCAAGAAGCCAUAAUGCAGAGCUUUAGCAAUGAUAACAAGAAGCAACAACAAGAAACUGUUCAAGAAAAGCUUCAACAAUUUAAGGUCGAAAAACAAAAGAAAAGACAGAGAGCGUUGGAAACCUGGAAAUGGAAUGAGGUUGUUGAUCUUUUAAGUUCUGAAGAUCAAGAGUUGGAUGUUAAAGCUGUGGAAACAACUGAUACAGCAGAUUCAACAGCAUUAACAACAUCAACCCGACCAACCAAGAGGCCCCGUGUCACAAUUCAUAAACGAAACAGAUUUCAUCAGCUUCAUGACGAGGAAGAUAGUGAAAAUCAUGUUGUUAUGGGUGAAGAUGAUGUAGUCAUGGACACCUAA
Molecule: messenger RNA, 399 nt
Organism: Lactuca virosa
Lineage: Eukaryota; Viridiplantae; Streptophyta; Magnoliopsida; Asterales; Asteraceae
Source: the annotation of a GenBank genome assembly